Messenger RNA from Gossypium arboreum, 1016 nucleotides. Its product is annotated as G-type lectin S-receptor-like serine/threonine-protein kinase SD2-5. The record is from RefSeq and is a predicted model, not a curated record. Bases 16 to 996 code for a protein of 326 amino acids. Gene Ontology annotation, molecular function: protein kinase activity; ATP binding. The transcript has a single exon. Gene Ontology annotation, biological process: protein phosphorylation. Lineage: Eukaryota; Viridiplantae; Streptophyta; Magnoliopsida; Malvales; Malvaceae.
CAUUGUUUAGACAACAUGUUGGGAAUGCCAACUAGAUUCUCAUAUGAAGAGUUGAAGAACAUUACCAAGAAUUUUAGCAACAAGCUUGGUGAAGGUGGAUUUGGUUCUGUUUUUCAUGGAAUCUUACCUUUGGGUUCUGGUGUUGCAGUGAAGCAUCAAUUCAACUUUGGUGCCGUUAACAAGUCCUUCAUAGCUGAAGUUCAGACAAUUGGAAGCAUUCACCAUUUUAAUUUGGUGAGUUUGGUUGGAUUUUGUGCUGAAAGUUCUAAUAGGCUUUUAGUUUAUGAGUACAUGGCUAAUGGAUCGCUAGACCGAUGGAUCUUCAAUCAAAAUCGAGAUCUUGCUCUUGAUUGGCAAAUUAGAAGGAAAAUCAUUUUAGAUAUUGCCAAAGGACUAGCCUAUCUUCAUGAAGAAUGCAACCAAAAGAUAAUUCACUUAGACAUCAAACCUCAAAAUAUCCUUUUAGAUGAGAAUUUUAAUGCCAAAAUUUCAGAUUUUGGGUUGUCGAAAUUAAUCGAAAAAGACCAAAGUCGAGUCAUAACAACUAUGAGGGGAACCCCUGGUUAUAUGGCUCCUGAAUGGUUAAACUUAUGUAUAACCGAAAAGGUAGAUGUCUAUAGCUUUGGUAUUGUUGUCCUAGAAAUCUUAUGUGGACGACGAAACGUUGAUGAAUCUCAACAGGAAGAAGAUAUGCAUUUAUUGGGACUUUUUAAGAGAAAGCAAGAAGAAGGGCAACUCAUGGAUUUAGUCGAUAAGUGUAGCGAUGAUAUGCAGUCGAAUGCAGCCGAAGUUGUGGAGGUGAUGAAGGUUGCUGCAUGGUGCUUGCAAACUGAAUAUGCGAGGAGGCCUUCUAUGUCCACAGUGGUGAAGCUUUUUGAGGAUUCAGUUGAUGUUACAGGUAGCCUGAAUGAAGAUUUUCUAAAUGGAAUAACUCUUGAACCUGUGGAUACCUUUCCUUCAAUAGUUUUACCUUCAAUGUUAUCUGGGCCAAGGUGAUGAUGAUUGAGUUGGAGAUC